AUGCACUGUAUAUCUAAUAUCAUUUUUGUUGCUACCUCUGGUCUCGCUCCCGUACAGAUCUUUCAAGACAAUGCUACUGAAGAAAGGGCAGAAAAUGCUCGUCUUUCCGCAUUUGUUGGUGCUAUUGCUGUAGGUGAUCUCGUCAAGAGCACUCUUGGACCCAAGGGCAUGGACAAGAUUCUUCAGUCUGUUAGUAACCACAAAGAUGUCAUGGUUACUAACGAUGGUGCUACUAUUCUCAAAUCAAUUGCACUUGACAAUGCUGCUGCUAAAGUUCUUGUUAACAUUUCCAAGGUUCAAGAUGACGAAGUUGGUGAUGGAACCACUUCUGUGUGUGUUCUUGCUGCUGAACUUUUGCGAGAAGGUGAAAAGCUUGUCAAUCAAAAGAUUCAUCCUCAAACUAUCAUCGAUGGAUACCGUAUUGCAUCAGCCACUGCACACAAGGCUCUUGAGGCAUCUGCUAUUGAUCACAGCAAAGACGCACAGCUUUUCCGAGAGGAUUUGAUCAAUAUUGCCAAGACCACUCUUAGUUCCAAGGUUUUAUCACAAGACAAAGAGUAUUUUGCUAAACUUGCAGUUGAUGCAGUUCUUCGUCUAAAGGGAAGCACCAACCUUGACCACAUUCAAAUUAUUAAGAAGCACGGUGGAAAGCUGACCGAUUCUUACCUUGAUGAAGGGUUCAUUUUGGACAAAAAGAUUGGUGUUAACCAGCCCAAGCGUAUUGAGAAUGCCAAGAUCCUUAUUGCCAACACUCCUAUGGAUACUGACAAGAUCAAGAUCUUUGGUGCUCGUGUUCGCGUCGACGCUACAGGAAAGCUAGCUGAACUCGAGCGUGCCGAGCGUGAGAAAAUGAAGACCAAAGUAGACAAGAUCAAGGCACACGGAAUCAACUGCUUUGUCAACAGACAGCUUAUUUACAAUUGGCCUGAACAACUGUUUGCAGAUAGUGGAAUCGCUGCUAUUGAGCACGCUGAUUUUGAUGGAAUUGAACGGCUUGCUCUUGUUACAGGUGGAGAAAUAGCAUCCACUUUUGAUCAUCCCAAUCUUGUUCGUCUUGGACACUGUGAUUUAAUCGAGGAGAUUAUUAUUGGAGAAGAUAGACUGAUCAAGUUUUCUGGUGUUGCUGCUGGUGAAGCAUGCACGGUUGUUCUCCGUGGCGCUACCAACCAGCUGCUUGACGAGGCUGAGCGCUCCUUGCACGAUGCCCUGUGGUCGUUCUCAAACCAUUCAGGAACCUCUGCCGAUCUUGUUUCAAAACUUCGUGCUUCUCAUGCCAAUGGAAAGGCUACCUCUGGACUUGAUAUGUACAACGGUGCUGUUGCAGAUGUGCGUGCUCUUGGCAUUACUGAGUCGUUUAAACUUAAGAGGCAAGUUCUCUUGUCUGCUUCGGAAGCCGCUGAGAUGAUCUUGCGAGUAGAUAACAUCAUUCGCUGUGCUCCACGCCAGCGUAAUCGCGAAUAA
Molecule: messenger RNA, 1461 nt
Organism: Batrachochytrium dendrobatidis JAM81
Lineage: Eukaryota; Fungi; Chytridiomycota; Chytridiomycetes; Rhizophydiales
Exons: 11
Coding region: 1-1461 (486 amino acids)
Biological process (GO): protein folding
Cellular component (GO): cytosol; chaperonin-containing T-complex
Molecular function (GO): ATP-dependent protein folding chaperone; ATP hydrolysis activity; ATP binding
Source: RefSeq, a predicted model, not a curated record